Corapipo altera (White-ruffed manakin) is the source of this 438-nucleotide messenger RNA. Its product is annotated as importin subunit beta-1-like. Gene Ontology annotation, biological process: protein import into nucleus. The transcript is spliced from 3 exons. NCBI's taxonomy places the organism in Eukaryota, Metazoa, Chordata, Aves, Passeriformes, Pipridae. The record is from RefSeq and is a predicted model, not a curated record. Gene Ontology annotation, cellular component: cytoplasm; nucleus. The annotation marks the transcript as partial. Gene Ontology annotation, molecular function: nuclear import signal receptor activity.
AUCACGAUCGAGGCGAUGAAGAGCGACAUCGACGAGGUGGCUCUGCAGGGGAUCGAGUUCUGGUCCAACGUGUGCGACGAGGAGAUGGAUUUGGCCAUCGAGGCCUCGGAGGCAGCAGAACAAGGGAGGCCUCCAGAGCACACCAGCAAGUUCUAUGCCAAGGGGGCCCUGCAGUAUUUGGUCCCAAUCCUCACACAGACCUUGACCAAGCAGGAUGAGAACGACGACGACGACGACUGGAACCCCUGCAAGGCUGCUGGGGUGUGCCUGAUGCUGCUGGCCACGUGCUGCGAGGACGACAUCGUCCCCCACGUGCUGCCCUUCAUCAAGGAGCACAUCAAGAAUCCCGACUGGAGGUACCGGGACGCGGCCGUGAUGGCCUUCGGAUGCAUCCUGGAAGGGCCAGAGCCCAACCAGCUCAAACCUUUAGUAAUACAG